ACUGAUUCUGUGGCUGCCCUGUUUCACUCGGGUCUGUCGCUUCCCUCUGCUUACGUUCCUGUGCCGUGUCCCCGCUCGUGUGUUGCAGCUGCCGUCUCCUGGUAUGACGAGUUCCAGAGGCUCUACGACACCAUCCCUUGCGUGGAAGUGCAGGCCCUGAAGGAGCACAAUGACCAGGUUUUGCACCUCAGCUUCUCCCACUCUGGCUGUUUGUUUGCAUCAUGCUCCAAAGACUGUACUGUCAAGAUCUGGAGCAAUGAGUUGGACAUCUCCCUGCAGCACAGCUCCAACAUGAGGCCAUACAACUGGAGCUACACGCAGUUCUCCCAGUUCAACUCGGAUGACUCCCUCCUUUUGGUGUCCGGUGUCUUUGUGGGGCCUCACAACUCCUCGUCAGGAGAGAUUGCCGUGAUCAGCAUGGAAAACUUCACGCUGCUUUCCAGGGUGAGGAAUAAACCCUAUGAUGUGUUUGGCUGCUGGCUGAAUGAAACCAACUUGAUAUCUGGGAAUCUGCAUCGGAUUGGGCGUAUAACCUCCUGUUCUGUGCUGUGGCUGAACAACGCUUUCCAGGGCAUAGAGUCCGAGAAUGUGAACGUAGUGAAGAGACUGUUCAAAAUCCAGAACCUGAAUGCGAGCACUAUCCGGACCGUGAUGGUGGCUGACUGCAGCCGGUACGAUUCCCCAGACCUGCUCCUGGACUACGAGGAGCAGCUAGCUGCUUCCUCCACCUGCCCAGUCUUUGAUCUUGGCAGCGACAGCGAGGAAGAGGAGGCCAAGCCCAAGCAGACUCCGGAGCCAGCAGUACAGGAAUUGCCGGAUGAAGGGGGUGUGACAGCAGAGGAUGGGCUGCAGCAGUUCUUUGAUGACAUCAUGGAGGGCCGUGUGAGGCCUGCCAUGACCGAGACAGAGUUGGAGACAAAGGUGGCUGAGCUGUUUGUACGCAACAGAACUAAACCGCCCGAGCUGAACCUGCUCUCCACGGACAGCAACAGCAAGACAAAAUACUUGAUCUUCACCACAGGAUGCCUCACCUACUCCCCGCACCAGAUAGGUAAGGCUGUGGUCUGA
Balearica regulorum gibbericeps (East African grey crowned-crane) is the source of this 1068-nucleotide messenger RNA. Lineage: Eukaryota; Metazoa; Chordata; Aves; Gruiformes; Gruidae. The record is from RefSeq and is a predicted model, not a curated record.